AUUUUCAUUUUUCGUUUCUCCAAAAAGCAUCAUCCAUUUUUUUUGCAUUUAAUUUUCGCAUCGAAAUUUUUUUGUUUGUUACCCGAAUUUGAAAUUCUAAAAACAUUUUUCGAAAAUGACUGUCAACGAAUGGUUAAAUCCAAAUGCAGCCAAUCGUACACAUGCAAUGGCUGUAACAAGAAAUUAUGUAUCACAACCACGGUUAACAUAUAAAACGGUAACUGGUGUUAAUGGGCCAUUAGUUAUAUUGGAUGAAGUAAAAUUUCCAAAAUAUGCUGAAAUUGUACAAUUAACACUUAAUGAUGGUACUGUAAGAACUGGACAAGUAUUGGAAGUUAGUGGAUCAAAAGCUGUUGUACAAGUGUUUGAAGGAACAUCUGGAAUCGAUGCUAAACAUACGAUUUGUGAAUUUACAGGCGAUAUUUUACGAACACCAGUUUCAGAAGAUAUGCUGGGUCGUGUAUUCAAUGGAUCAGGUAAACCAAUCGAUAAUGGUCCACCUGUAUUACCUGAAGAUUAUCUGGAUAUUGAAGGACAACCAAUUAAUCCUGAAUCUCGAAUAUAUCCCGAAGAAAUGAUUCAAACUGGUAUUUCAGCUAUUGAUGUUAUGAAUUCUAUUGCACGUGGACAAAAAAUACCAAUUUUUUCGGCUGCAGGUCUACCACAUAAUGAUAUUGCUGCACAAAUUUGUCGUCAAGGUGGUUUGGUACAAUUGGAUGGUAGAGGUCGUGAAGCUGAUGAUAAUUUUGCUAUUGUUUUUGCUGCUAUGGGUGUUAAUAUGGAAACUGCACGAUUUUUCAAACAAGAUUUUGAAGAAAAUGGUUCAAUGGAAAAUGUUUGUUUGUUUUUAAACUUGGCUAAUGAUCCUACUAUUGAACGUAUUAUAACACCACGAUUGGCAUUAACUACGGCUGAAUUUUUAGCUUAUCAAUGUGAAAAACAUGUAUUGGUCAUUCUGACUGAUAUGUCAUCAUAUGCUGAAGCAUUGCGUGAAGUAUCAGCUGCCCGUGAAGAAGUUCCUGGUCGUCGUGGUUUCCCCGGUUACAUGUACACCGAUUUAGCUACAAUUUAUGAACGUGCUGGUCGUGUUGAAGGCCGAAAUGGUUCAAUUACACAAAUUCCAAUCUUGACUAUGCCAAAUGAUGAUAUUACACAUCCUAUUCCUGAUUUAACUGGUUAUAUUACCGAAGGACAAGUUUAUGUUGAUCGUCAAUUACAUAAUCGACAAGUUUAUCCACCAAUUAAUGUUCUGCCAUCACUUAGUCGUCUAAUGAAAUCAGCUAUUGGUGAAGGAAUGACACGUAAAGAUCAUGCUGAUGUUUCAAAUCAAUUAUAUGCAUGUUAUGCUAUCGGUAAAGAUGUACAAGCAAUGAAAGCUGUUGUUGGUGAAGAAGCAUUAACAGCUGAAGAUUUAUUAUAUUUAGAAUUUUUAAACAAAUUUGAAAAAACAUUUAUUACACAAGGAAAUUAUGAAAAUCGUUCGGUAUUUGAAUCAUUAGAUAUUGGUUGGAAAUUAUUAAGAAUUUUUCCAAAAGAAAUGCUUAAACGUAUACCGGCUGAUACAUUGGCUGAAUUUUAUCCAAGACAAGGUGGUGGUGGUGGUGCUGGAUCAGCAGCAACAGCGGCUGCCGCUAAAAAUUAAAAUCGCAAUAACCCAUAUUCA
This is a messenger RNA of Dermatophagoides pteronyssinus (European house dust mite), 1663 nucleotides long. It is a transcript of the gene Vha55, whose product is annotated as V-type proton ATPase subunit Vha55. The record is from RefSeq and is a predicted model, not a curated record. Gene Ontology annotation, biological process: ATP metabolic process; proton transmembrane transport; vacuolar acidification. NCBI's taxonomy places the organism in Eukaryota, Metazoa, Arthropoda, Arachnida, Sarcoptiformes, Pyroglyphidae. Gene Ontology annotation, cellular component: proton-transporting V-type ATPase, V1 domain. Gene Ontology annotation, molecular function: ATP binding; proton-transporting ATPase activity, rotational mechanism.